Messenger RNA from Monascus purpureus, 1161 nucleotides. The record is from the annotation of a GenBank genome assembly. Lineage: Eukaryota; Fungi; Ascomycota; Eurotiomycetes; Eurotiales; Aspergillaceae.
AUGUCCUGGACUACGAUGAACCCCCCAAACAAGGACAUCCUAACCCCGCAGCCAUUCUACCACUUCAACCACACCAGCAGGGAAUGGGAAGAAGUGAUCGUUACCAACCCACCCCCAAUAACAGCCCCCAAGCACGAACGCAAACUCAAGAAUAAACAACAAGAAACAACCUCUUAUAAAAUAAGACUGAUAACAUGGAACAUCGACUUCCAGCAACCUGCCAAAUCGCAACGGAUGCGUGCUGCAUUGGAAUACCUUUUCGAACUGCUACCGUCAGAGUCAGAGUCACCCCAGCAAGCCCCCAUCAACAAGGGCGUCAGUGAAGAGGGCCAAACAGAUAGGGAUACAUAUACAAUCCCAUCAGUUAUAUUCCUCCAGGAAAUGGAGGCAUCUGAUCUAGAUCUCAUCCAGGCCGCGCCGUGGGUUCGCGAUAGGUUCUACAUAACCGAUCUAGACGGUGCGCAUUGGAUGGGUUCGUCCUACGGGACCACGACGUUAGUCGAGAAGCGACUGGUCGUGCAAAGGGUAUUCCGUGUGCAUUAUGGAUGUUCGAGGAUGAAUAGAGAUGGAUUAUUCGUUGACAUUGAUCUUCAUCAUGGAAGUGAAGAUGAAGAUGUGCGCAAAACAAAAGCACUAUUACUAAGACUCUGCAACACCCACCUCGAAAGCCUCACGUCCAUCCCGCCUCGUCGACCGGGACAGCUGAAGCUCGCUUCUGAAUUCAUGCAUGGCCGGAACCGGAACUGGGACGGUAGCAGUGAUACUGAAUCCUACAAACAAUAUACCUCCAAACCACACGCUGCAAUACUAGCAGGCGACCUCAACGCUUUCGCACCAGAAGAUCUCACGGCACCGGUUGAAUGCGGAUUGGAAGACACAUUCCUCAUUUUGGGUGGUAAGGACGGCGCUGAAGAGAGUUUUACGUGGGGUCAACAGGUUUCCAAACAACUGCAGAAGAAAUUCGGGUGUAGUCGUAUGGACAAGAUGUUGUUUUGUGGGGGGGUUAGAGCGGAGGAGUUGGUGAGGGUGGGCGGUGGUUUGAAAGUAUGGGUUGAAUAUCCCAAGUAUGAGGACGAUGAUGAAGAGGAUGAAGAGGACGGGGAGGAGAUGUGGGUUACGGAUCAUCUGGGCUUGCUGGGAAUUUUUACCAUCAUGGAGUGA